Molecule: messenger RNA, 981 nt
Organism: Linum tenue
Lineage: Eukaryota; Viridiplantae; Streptophyta; Magnoliopsida; Malpighiales; Linaceae
Source: the annotation of a GenBank genome assembly
AUGAACUGUAAGCAGCACCCCUGCGACCUCAGCGGCAGCGUCGGUGUCUGCGCUUCCUGUCUCCGGCAACGGCUUCUGGCUCUGAUUGCAGCUCAGUCAAAGCUCCACCACCACCACCAAUCUACUUCAUCCCCUUGCCACCUCCCCCGCUCCCAUUCCCGGCCUCCAGUUGCAGCCUCUUCUUCUGAUCAACUCCCUCGCAAAUCCGAUUCCUCCCAACACCCGCUCGUUUUCCCCCGCUCCGUCUCUCCCUACGUCGCCCGUCGCAAAUCCCACGACCACCGUGGCGGCGGCGGCGGCGGCGACGACGACCUAGACUCCUGGUCACACCACCACCACCACCUCCGCUUCCACACCACUCCACAGCUCGGCCCCACAUACUCCUCAUCGUCCACGUCUUCCUGCCAGAGGAAGUACGCCAAGCUGUCUCUCUUCGCGAAUCUCUUCCGUUCCAGAUCCGACAAACUGCGGAAUCCAGAUCUCGACACCGCUGCUGCAGCGGAUUCAGCUCAACCUUCUGGCUCGUCUUCGUCUUCCUGGUUUUCUUCGAUCCUAUCCGGUCGACGGAAGAAGCAAUCUGCUGUUGAAUCCCUUCCUCUCCCGCCUCCUCGGAGGAGACACCGGGGGAUGUCUCCCGCAGAUCGCGAGUUGCCCCAGGAAUGCGAUCCGACUCCUCCAGGCGGCGAUGUGUGGGAAUUGAAGAGAACGCCGACGUCGGUGAGACGCGGGAAGGCGAAGGGCGGUAACAAUGGUGGCAAUAGUAAUGCGACCGGGGCUGCAGCAGGGUUUGCUUUCUGCUUGAGCCCUUUGGUGAGGGCCAGCCCCAAUCGGCACUGGAACCAGAAGGCGGGGAGCCUUGCGCCGGACCUUGGUGAGGUGCGGGUGGCGGUGAAGCCGAAUCUCUCCAUGGCUGCGUCAUAUUGCGCGAAUCGGUCUCGGAAGCUGGCGGACUUCGGGCGGGCGAUGAAUCACACCCGCUGA